This is a messenger RNA of Miniopterus natalensis, 3882 nucleotides long. NCBI's taxonomy places the organism in Eukaryota, Metazoa, Chordata, Mammalia, Chiroptera, Miniopteridae. The record is from RefSeq and is a predicted model, not a curated record.
CCCCCUCCCCCCGUCCUUUACUGGGAGAGGGGUGGAGGGCAGAACGUCCGUGAGAAAAUAAACCACACAAAACCCCAAAGUAGCCCUUUCUUCUAGGCUCGACCCUUUGCGAACACCCGCCGAGCUGCUUGCCUCCCUUCUUCCCGUAUUUUCUUUUUUUCUGGAAGUGACAAGGGCCCGUCUGCGCUCGGACCCACGUUCGCCUUCGCAGCCCACGGGCGAGGAGGGGAGAAGGGGGCUGCCCGCGCCGUCCCCGGCCUCCGACCGGUCGCUGGGAGGGAGGUGACGGGGGUGCGGAGGCGGCAGGGCUGGGGACCGGGAGAGGAGCCGAAGACUCCAGACUUUGGCGGCAGCGCCGCGGGAAGCACUUGAACGGGCCCGAGUAAAACAUAAACAAAUGCACGCCCGCCUGAGCUCGGGCUCUGACCGAGUCCAGGUUGCGCCAGCUCCGGCCGCAGCCCGCUUUAAAGGCGCGCCCCGCGCCCCUCCCCCUUCGUCCCCGCCCUGCACCUAGCCCAGGGGAGACCUGCAGAUCUGGCGGUGGCUGGGGGAGGGUGCUGCCCCGUGCGAGCCCGUCGAUUCGCCCGCGUCUCCCCGGCGGCCUGACCAGGGGGCGGUGUCUGCAGCGCCAGGUUCGCGGGACGCACGUCUCCAGAUCUGCCUGCUCCUGGAAGGCGGGCGCGGGUGGGUCGGGAAGCAGCAGCCGCGGCGGCUCAGGACUUGCCGAGGACUGGGCUCCAGCUCGGGAUAACCAACUCCCCUUUUCUCUCCUCUCGUGCCUCCCCAGGCGACUGCAGUAGCGGCGGCGGCGGCGCCCGGGAGUCCUAGCCUUCUCUGCGUCCCCGUCCCUCCCCCGCCGCACCCCGCCCGGGCAGAGAAGGGAGAGCGAGAGCCCGAGCCGCGGGCGGGCGGCGAAGAUGGCAGAGGCGCCGGCCUCCCCGGCCCCUCUCUCUCCGCUCGAAGUGGAGCUGGACCCGGAGUUCGAGCCCCAGAGCCGGCCGCGCUCCUGUACGUGGCCCCUGCAGAGGCCGGAGCUCCAGGGAAGCCCGGCCAAACCCUCGGGGGAGGCGGCCGCUGACUCCAUGAUCCCCGAGGAGGAGGACGAUGAAGACGACGAGGACGGCGGCGGUAGGGCCGGCUCGGCCAUGGCGAUCGGCGGCGGCGGGAGCAGCACGCUGGGCGCCGGGAUGCUCCUUGAGGACUCGAGCCGGCUGCUGGCUCCCGGAGGGCAGGACCCGGGGUCUGGGCCAGCCCCCGCGGCGGGUUCGCUAAAUGGGGGGACGCAGACGCCGCUGCAGCCUCAGCAGCCACUGCCACCGCCGCAGCCGGGGGCAGCUGGGGGCUCCGGGCAGCCGAGGAAAUGCUCGUCGCGGCGGAACGCCUGGGGGAACCUGUCCUACGCUGACCUAAUCACUCGCGCCAUCGAGAGCUCCCCGGACAAACGGCUCACUCUGUCCCAGAUCUACGAGUGGAUGGUGCGGUGCGUGCCCUACUUCAAUGAUAAGGGCGACAGCAACAGCUCUGCGGGCUGGAAGAACUCGAUCCGGCACAACCUGUCGCUGCACAGCCGGUUCAUGCGGGUCCAGAAUGAGGGGACGGGCAAGAGCUCUUGGUGGAUCAUCAACCCCGAUGGAGGGAAGAGUGGGAAGGCACCCCGGCGGCGGGCCGUCUCUAUGGACAACAGCAACAAAUAUACCAAGAGCCGUAGCCGCGCAGCCAAGAAGAAGGCAGCCCUGCAGACAGCACCUGAGUCAGCAGACGACAGUCCCUCCCAGCUCUCCAAAUGGCCUGGCAGCCCCACGUCUCGCAGCAGCGAUGAGCUGGAUGCAUGGACGGACUUUCGCUCGCGCACCAAUUCCAAUGCCAGCACAGUUAGCGGCCGCCUGUCGCCCAUCUUGGCAAGCACAGAGCUGGAUGACGUCCAGGAUGACGACGCCCCGCUUUCCCCCAUGCUCUAUAGCAGCUCAACUAGCCUCUCGCCCUCUGUGAGCAAGCCAUGCACCGUGGAGCUGCCACGGCUCACCGACAUGGCAGGCACCAUGAAUCUGAAUGAUGGCCUGGCCGACAACCUCAUGGAUGACCUGCUGGAUAACAUCCCACUCCCACCGUCCCAGCCAUCCCCCACCGGAGGGCUCAUGCAGCGGAGCUCUAGCUUCCCAUACACCACCAAGGGCUCCGGCCUGGGCUCUCCAACCAGCUCCUUUAACAGCACGGUGUUUGGACCCUCAUCUCUGAAUUCCCUGCGCCAGUCUCCCAUGCAGACCAUCCAAGAGAAUAAGCCAGCUACCUUCUCUUCCAUGUCACACUAUGGCACCCAGACACUCCAAGAUCUGCUCACUUCAGACUCACUCAGCCACAGCGAUGUCAUGAUGACCCAGUCAGACCCCUUGAUGUCUCAGGCCAGCACCGCUGUGUCUGCCCAGAACUCCCGCCGGAAUGUGAUGCUUCGCAAUGACCCAAUGAUGUCCUUUGCCGCCCAGCCUAACCAGGGGAAUUUGGUCAAUCAGAACUUGCUCCACCACCAGCACCAAACCCAGGGCGCUCUCAGUGGCAGCCGUGCCUUGUCGAAUUCUGUCAGCAACAUGGGCUUGAGCGAUUCUAGCAGCCUUGGGUCAGCCAAACACCAGCAGCAUUCUCUUGUCAGUCAGUCUAUGCAAACCCUCUCGGACUCUCUCUCAGGCUCCUCUUUGUACUCAACCAGUGCAAACCUUUCUGUCAUGGGCCAUGAGAAAUUCCCCAGCGACUUGGACCUGGACAUGUUCAAUGGGAGCUUGGAAUGUGACAUGGAGUCUAUUAUUCGUACUGACCUCAUGGAUGCUGAUGGGUUGGAUUUUAACUUUGAUUCCCUCAUCUCCACACAGAAUGUUGUUGGUUUGAACGUGGGGAACUUCACUGGUGCUAAGCAGGCCUCAUCUCAGAGCUGGGUGCCAGGCUGAAGGAUCACUGAGGAAAGGGGAAGUGGGCAAAGCAGACCCUCAAACUGACACAAGAUCUACAGAGAAAACCCUUUGCCAAAUCUGCUCUCAGCAAGUGGACAGUGAUACCGUUUACAGCUUAACACCUUUGUGAAUCCCACGCCAUCUUCCUAACCCAGCAGAGACUGUUAAUGGCCCCUUACCCUGGGUGAAGCACUUACCCUUGGAACAGAACUCUAUAUAUAAAGUAUGCAAAUCUUCCUUGUACGGGGUGACGUGCCACCUGCCAGCGAAGGACAGCACCCUGCCAGCACCGCCCACCUCAGUCAGAGCACACCGUGAGCCCCUGUUGGCGAUUCUGUGGUUUUCAUAUCGCGAUGGUUUAUGGGUGUUUUAAGUGUUGCUUUGUGUUUGUUUUCCUUUGACUUUCUGAGUUUUUCACAUGCAUUCACUUGCAGUAUUUUUGUGUUAAAAUGUUAACCAUUCUUCUUUAGGCAAAUUUAAAAACAGAAGGAAAAUGUACCAGUUACCGUUUUGGCUUUGGACAUCACAAGCGUUUGAGCCCAUGGAACUCCUUACACUAACAAAUUGCAUAAACUAGAGGGGGAUUUUCUUUCUUCUUUUGUUUGGUAGAAAACUAUCCUUUUCUAAAAACUGAACAAUGGCACAACUGUUUGCUGUGUGCGCCAAUCCAGGAUUGAACCCUGAAUAGGCAAAACGAAUGGAACAUGGCCACCAACCCAGUGUGUUUCAGUUCUGAGUCAUGGUGGCUGGGGGACAAAACCCCAGCACCUGACCUGCAGGUGCCAGGUCAGCAGGGUUUGUGGUCCCCUGUCAGUAUCCUCAGCUAAUGCACUGAACAGUGAUGCUAUGUUGGUUAGGAAUUAAGAUCUUUUCAAGAAAGAAAUCAGCUCAGCUGUCCACUAAUUGCCAAAUGCCACCGAAGGAUUUAACUUUAAGGAGAAAG